Onthophagus taurus is the source of this 2719-nucleotide messenger RNA. The record is from RefSeq and is a predicted model, not a curated record. NCBI's taxonomy places the organism in Eukaryota, Metazoa, Arthropoda, Insecta, Coleoptera, Scarabaeidae.
CACUGCAGUUUUUACUGCUCCUUCACGAGGUGCCCCUGUACCAUACCAAAAGUGUCGGAUCUAGACUUGCCAGUCGAUAAACAGGCCUCCCGCCCGGCUGUCGUCGCGUGGCUUAGGGCUUGCACGGGAGAAAACGUGGCCGGGGACGACUGAUAUAGUCGAAACCGUUAUACCAUGCAUGCCUAUUGUUUGUGGACCUGUUCCACGGGCAGGGCAUGCGGGGGAUCUUGGCUUAAUUGCCUGGGUCAAGAGGAGACAACCUCAUUAAAAACCCCAAAGUGAAUGUGGAACAGCUUAUGCAGAGCACUUUAGGCUGUCAUCUGACGGUCUAGUCAUCCGGGAAGUGAUGGCUGCUAAUAAGCGGACUCUGGAGACCUGCCGCCCUUCAGUUUCAAUAGGCUUAUCGGGGUAUGGGAGCACUGCCUCGAUGGACUACCCUUUCUGCCCUACUCGUGGGAUUAGUAUGGAGACGCCCAGUAUUAGUAAAACCCUAGACGAGGGGGGGAUAAACCUCGAUCCUGAAAAGGAAACCAAAAAGAUGGAGGAUAGUCCUCCAUCACAAUCUACACUUGUGGUAGCCGGACCGUCCGCACCCAAGUCAAGUUCUCCCUCUCUGGAAGAGGAGCAGGUUCUUCUGCACUCUGAAGGGGAGGAAGAUGAGGAGGAGGCUGUUAAGGCACUAGACAGUCUCACCCUUAAACAAAAACGCCUGCGGCUGCCAGGGUCCGCUAGAAGGAACCUGCGCAAGCUUAUGGGGAGCGGGGUGCCUUAUGAGACCGCCCUCAAGCAGGUGAUUGAAAAGAUCAACACUCCAUCGGAAAAGAGCGCAGAGACCUCUAAGCCUUUGGCCAAGAGGGCGCGCUCUGAUGGGUCGACGCCCGAGCAAGUGGCUAAGAAGCCCAAGCCGGCUGAGAUCGUGCCGACGGAAACCAAAGCUGCUUCAGAGAAGCAGCUGACUUACAAAGCUGCUGUGAGCGGUAUCAGGGUUGGAUUAAUCCACCCAGACUAUCCCGCCCAGCAGUUCAAUGUAGAACAAGUGGGGUUGCUACGGAGGGAGGUUAUUUCAGCCGUAGACAACAUCCAAAAAGGGGGUGUGCGAACACAAGUCCGGUUCGAGGGCUGUGCGACGCGUCCAGGCUGGCUUUUAGUCACCUGCGCGGAUGCCUGCUCGAAGGACUGGCUUGUGAAUACAGCCAAUAGCCUUCAUCCAUGGGAGGGUGCCCAGAUUAAGGCGGUCGAGGGGAAAGAUAUUCCCAGGCCGCACGUCUGUGUAGCAUAUAUCCCAGACGAUGAAGCUAAUGUUCCUCUCACCAAAGAGACGGUGUUAACCCGAUUGGAGGUGAUGAACAACUCACUCCAAACAUCCGAGUGGACGGUUCUGAACACCACCAGAUCCGGACCGGGGCAGACGUGGACCUUCGCGGUUGACGAAGUGUCUUGCAACGCCCUGGAAGAACUGUGCUGGCGGCCGUACUUCGGAUAUGGAAGAAUUCAGUUCCGACUGAAAGGAAAGGGAGUGGAGAAUCCCGCACCUACUACCGAGACGACGGAGGCUGUGACAGUCGCCCCGUCGACAUCAUCAGCUCCCGCGGCAACAAGCGCCAAGCGCGUGAAAAGAUCGCCAGGUGUGAAACCCGGCCGAGGUGGGAUAUCCGCACGUGCCGGGGUGUCCAGCAGGGGGCGUCGUGCAGGUGCUCGUUCUGCACCACGGGAGAGUGGAGAAAGAGGAAAGUCCUCGACUCCUGCCCGAGGCUCGAGAGGGCGCGCUGGAAUGAGAGGGGCCGGUGGGACGGCUGCUCCAUCCCAUGCGAGAGGUAAGUAGGGGAAACUGUACUCAGCUCAGUGGAUAAGUCUAUUAACUGUUUACAGGUAAACCUGCAGCACGCUAGGGCGGCUACGGCUGUCCUUAGCAGAACCUGGAUGAGUGAGCGAAUUGAUAUUGCCCUCAUUCAGGAACCAUGGCUCGCCAAUACCGGGCGCAUCAGCGGACUCGGUAAUUUAUCCGAGCAUAGCGACCGCGAUUGUGUGGCUGCGGUUCUGAGAAUCCGAGGUGAGAAGGGCUGGACAGAAAUUGUCAUCUGCUCGGCAUACUUCCCCGGAACGGAAAAUGACCUUCCCCCGGCCGCUGUGCGAGACAUAAUUGCCUACAGCCGGAGGAAUAACCUGCAAGUUGUUGUUGGAUGUGACGCCAAUGCCCACCACACAAUGUGGGCAAGCACCAACACAAAUGAAAGAGGUGAGUUACUUUUUGACUACCUAUUAGGGGAGGGGCUUACUGUUAAUAAUGUAGGCGCCAAACCAACCUUUGUUACCAGAAAUAGAGCAGAGGUACUUGACAUUACGUUCAGCUCAAUUAUAUUAAGCUCUAAGAUAACCUCCUGGAGGGUAUCCUCUGAACCGUCGUGUUCAGAUCAUAGACAUAUUCAAUUUAAAAUUGAUCUAGGGAUGAAAUCGGACUGUACGUACCGUAAUCCCCGUAGCACUAAUUGGGAUCUGUUUAAGAGUUGCCUUGCAGAUAACCUAACUAGUGUUAUCGCAACCGUUAGGAACUGUGAUCAGGUUGAAAUAGCCACGGAGCAGAUCUCUGUGGCAAUUCGCUCUGCAUAUCACAGUAGCAGUCCACUGAAGGUGAAAAGUAGUAAUCGGGGCACACCCUGGUGGAACGAAUCUCUUAGCUCCGAAAGACAAGAGGUCCGAAAGCUUUUCAACCGGGCCAAGA